CUCUCUUAAAUGAUACAUAUUCUCACUAUGAGAACCUGGACAAAUGGUGCAGGGCUAAAUGGUAGGGAUGAUGUGCUCCCAAUUUAUAUUGGUGAUGAUAGGACCGAUGAAGAUGCAUUCAAGUUCUUGAAGAAGAAGAAGAAGCGUGGUUAUGGAAUUCUGGUGUCGCCGGGUCCAAAAGAAACCAGUGCCUUCUACUCUCUCAAGGACCCAUCAGAGGUCAUGGAAUUUCUCAAGUCCUUAGUGAGAUGGAAGGAGGAGGAGGAAGAAGCCAAUUAAAUGCUAAGGGAGCACUUAGUUUAUCUGAAAUAUAGUAUAAUAGGCAUUUAGUUUUUUUUAUAAGUUUUGUACUCCACAAGAACUCAAGGCUGCUAAAAGCAGCUGCUUUUAUUUUACAACCUCAGUUGUCAGUUCAGAGCUUCUCAGUCAUUUUGUUAUUUCAUGUCUUUGGCUUAUAAAAAAAUAAGUAUUUUCUCCCCGUUUUCACCUUUCAAAGCUUUCCUUACCAAGAUGGUUCCUUUUAA
Molecule: messenger RNA, 524 nt
Organism: Prunus avium (sweet cherry)
Lineage: Eukaryota; Viridiplantae; Streptophyta; Magnoliopsida; Rosales; Rosaceae
Source: RefSeq, a predicted model, not a curated record